Messenger RNA from Lathyrus sativus (Indian pea), 498 nucleotides. The record is from the annotation of a GenBank genome assembly. Lineage: Eukaryota; Viridiplantae; Streptophyta; Magnoliopsida; Fabales; Fabaceae.
AUGGCUCUCCGCGUCAAUUCCUUCUCUCUUUCUUCCGCUCUACCUAAAAUAGAGUCAAGAGUUGGAAAUUAUCGGAGCCCAAGCCUCAGUGUUAACUCGCAGAUGAUGAUCCAAAUGCGAAAGGAGGGUGGUGGAAGAAGAAUCUGGAGGCGAAGGAAAAUGACAAAAAAGGACGCAUCUUUGCCCCACAGAAUGGAGCGCACACCUUUUAUGGAGGAACAAGUGAGGAAAAUAAAGGAUGAGGGAAAGCUCUUGCUAAGAGACAUAGAUAGGUUAAUGUUAUCAGAAGAUAAUAGGUAUGAUUUUGUGAAUGAGAUAGCAGCUGAGGCCAAUGCUUGUGUUGAGAGCAACAUGGAUGAGUAUGGAGGUGAGAAGAAAGCCUUACUUCAUGCUUUUAGUAAUCGAAUGAAUGAAGUUGGAUCUUACCGUCCAGAUGCGUACGCCGAGCCUGAUCCCGGCAAACCUGGACCUCAUUAUAGAAGAGAGUUUUUUGCCUAA